This is a messenger RNA of Hippocampus comes (tiger tail seahorse), 1992 nucleotides long. RefSeq names its product SH2 domain-containing protein 4A. The coding region runs from base 414 to 1352 and encodes 312 amino acids. Lineage: Eukaryota; Metazoa; Chordata; Actinopteri; Syngnathiformes; Syngnathidae. The transcript is spliced from 8 exons. Gene Ontology annotation, cellular component: cytoplasm. The record is from RefSeq and is a predicted model, not a curated record.
CAUCAUGGAAUGCUGUGAUGUCAUCAACCGAGUCAUACACAAAGACAAGGAGGCUCUCUUGACUCUCCGCUUACUUAGCAUACUCUUGUUGUGGAGCCGCUGUUUACAUCUUACUAUGCUCCGACGAUGCCAAUAAAUUGACGUCGCAGCGUUUGCGAGAAACUAUCCACAAACAAGAGCGAGUUUAUGCUGUCUUCUUCAAAUGAGUGAAAGAGGAUCAUCGCUCGCCUUGUGUGAAGUUCAUCCAGCGGAGCAUCCUUCAGGAUUUUGGCACAUCAAGAUGUUUUGAGAGCAUGAAACUUUAAAAGCACCACUAUCCACCUCUGGAAGGAGAAACUACCUCCCUGCACCUCCUCAACCAGGUGGAACCCCCACGCUGACCCGCUGUCGAAGCUGCCAAAACCGCCGCCACAAUGCUGCAGCAGAUCCUGAAGGACAUGUACAUCGACCCCGAUGUGCUGGAGGCUCUCAACGAGGACCAGAAAAAGACGCUGUUUCUGAAGAUGCGCCAGGAGCAGGUACGACGCUGGAAAGAGCGUGAAGAAAAGCUGGAGCGAGAAGGCGAGAGGACAAAGCCCAAAAAAGCCAACGGCAAGAAUGUCAGCUGGCUGCUGGGUCGCGAUGGAGACGUGGCCGUCCUUGUCAUCGGGGAAAUGGACGAGUUGAGUUCCAAAUUCAUCUGCUCAGGAUUGGGAGAAAAGAGGGCCCCCUGUCCGCCCAACAACGCAGUCAAUCAAACCAUUUUAAAGAGCAGAGUAAACGCCGACGUCACGGCCGAGAGAGAAAACCUUCCUUCUCCGACGCAACCUGAAAUAUCCUUGAAUUUGAAGGCCAAAUAUGAGGAGGCGAGCACUUUACACCCCCUGGCGGUGUCAGUGAGUGAGCAUUCACCAGCAUCCGCGUCUGCAACUGCACACAAGGAAGAGAAGCCCAGGCUUCCCAGGAGAAGCAACGCUGUCAUCGUGAGGCCCGCUACCGCCAGCGCGGCGCCGGGACCCGUCAAUGCGAGACCCGAGGUCGCAAAUCUGAGGCAGGCCGGCGUGGCGCCCUCUCGGACGACGGCAGCUUCCAACGUGCACUUGCAGUCACGGGACUUUGAGAAGAUUGAGGAGUCACGGCAAGGCAAAGGCACUGCAACGGAAGCGCCUGGCAGGGCGUGCUCGGUCAAGGUGGUCUCAUCGGCGGGCAUGCCGCCCAAUGCCGGGCGCAGCCGAGUGGCGCAGUUGAUGAAAACCUUCAGCGUCGAUAGCGGCGGUCCGACCGCCCCGAAGUCCCCCUUGCGCGGCGUCAAGCCUCCACUUCCGACCAAGCCGAGCCACUUGUGCGUCGCCACCACUUCUUCUGUCAGGUAAUCCCCAACGCUGACCCAAAGCAUCUCAAAGAGAAGCCACACUGGACAAUGACGGACCGUGCGGAGUAGUCAGUGGGAGGACAACUCCACCAAUGGAGACUCUUGUUACAUUGCGGUCAUUACCAAAGCACAAAUAUGGAAAUGCUUGAACGUAAUGCGCUCGUUACUUGUCUGAUGCGGCUGUCGCGUUGCGUUGUGAUACGGUUUGCAUUAGAUCACGUGUGGUAUUCUUUUUUUAUCUUAUCCUGUGAGGCGGAAUAAGGUACUUAGGGACCCUUGCUUUAAUGGAGUCGCCUCAGUGAGCGUUAUUGUGGCAUGUCACAUGACCGCCUUGCCUCCGCGCGGCCUGUUGAAGACCAAUGACGGUGCCAAAAAUUCCGAACCUUUCCCAUUGGAUCAAACCCUGGCAGGUUUGAUGGUCAUUGCCAAGUGAUCCGACUCUGCUCAGUGUUACGUCUCAGUACUAUACUAAAAUUUGUACAGUGUGGUUUUUUUUUCAUACAUUUUUUUAAAAAUUCUAUAGGGACAGUGAUAUGUAAUGGACGUUUUUUUUACAUUGUGUAUGAUGAUGAGGCGCAUCGGAUGGCAAACUUGUGUGGUUGAAUCAAAAAGGCAAUAAAUGGAUGUAUUUAAAAUUCAAA